This is a messenger RNA of Bombina bombina (fire-bellied toad), 1576 nucleotides long. RefSeq names its product high mobility group box 3 (gene HMGB3). The transcript is spliced from 5 exons. Gene Ontology annotation, molecular function: DNA binding, bending. Bases 124 to 735 code for a protein of 203 amino acids. Gene Ontology annotation, biological process: regulation of transcription by RNA polymerase II. Lineage: Eukaryota; Metazoa; Chordata; Amphibia; Anura; Bombinatoridae. The record is from RefSeq and is a predicted model, not a curated record.
AACUGGGGGUAGCAGACAGCCAAUAAGGUUGCUCUCGUAGUAAGCUAGCGCGAGGUUGUGAGCCAGGUUUAGAAGCAAGCGGCGUGCCUUGCGGAGCACACGAGCGAACAAUACAGACCCAAGAUGGCUAAAGGUGACCCGAAGAAGCCAAAAGGCAAAAUGUCGGCUUAUGCCUACUUUGUGCAGACUUGUCGUGAGGAGCACAAAAAGAAGAACCCUGAAAUCCCAGUCAAUUUUUCAGAGUUCUCUAAGAAAUGCUCUGAGAGAUGGAAGAUAAUGUCAGGCAAGGAGAAGUCAAAGUUUGAUGAUCUGGCUAAGGCUGACAAAGUGAGAUAUGAUAGGGAAAUGAAAGACUUUGGACCCGUUAAAGGAAGUAAGAAGAAGAAGGACCCCAAUGCUCCCAAGAGACCACCAUCUGGCUUCUUUCUGUUUUGCUCAGAAUUCCGUCCCAAAAUUAAAUCUCAGAGCCCUGGUAUUUCCAUUGGUGACAUUGCAAAGAAAUUGGGAGAGAUGUGGAACAAUCUUACUGAUAGUGAAAAGCAGCCCUACAACAACAAGGCAGCUAAACUGAAGGAAAAAUAUGAAAAGGAUGUUGCUGACUAUAAAUCUAAAGGAAAAGUGGAUGGUGCUAAAGCAGCAGCUGCUAAGAUGGUACGGAAAAAGGUAGAAGAGGAUGAAGAUGAUGAAGACGAGGAUGAAGAAGAGGAAGAGGAUGAUGAAGAAGAUGAUGAAUAAAGGAUGUACAUUCUGUCCAUGUGAAUACCAUAGAGUAGGGGAACCACCAUCUGUGAUUGGGCCAUCUUACUCAAGAUGACAUGCCCUUAGGGUUAAUUGCAAAACUUGGUUCUGAUGUCAUAGUUUCAAUAUAAUGCUCUUGGGAGUUGUAACUUGCUUACAUUAUGUAGCAAUGUAAAAUGAGCACUACGAAACUAUAAAGGUUGUACAUAUUUCCAAACAUUUUUAAAUACGGCGCUCUAGUGUUCUCCUCACUCUGUGCACUUUGCUGUUGGUGUAUCAAAGCAUUUAAAAGAUGUUUCAAGCAUUUCUUUUGUUUAAUUUAAGGUGUUUCUAAAUGGUUAUUGAUUAGAAAAUCCUGGGUUAUGAACUGUACAUAUCUAUUCUGUAAAAACAAAAUAGACACAAUUACUAUGGUGCAUAUUUUUUGGAGCUGUUGGUACCUCAGGGUUUUAAAACUUCCCUGUAUUUUAACACCUUUUUAAGGUUUGCCAUUCUAGCCAAAGGAAUGCACAUGGAGUUCAAAUUACACUACAAUGGGCGUCAAUUAGCUUAAAGUUGUCUUUCUGUAUAUAGUGAGUUAGCAUUCUGCAAUUAGUUGUCAAAAGGGGUUCAGCUGGCAUGAGAAAUGUAUGGAUUUAUUUUUAGUUAAGUGCAGUAGUUUUAAACCUGAGGCUGUAGACACUUCUUUCCUGACUAAAGUGAAGAAUGAAUGCAGAAAAUGGGAGUUCAAAAACAUUCUGUACUUAAAUUUGCAAUGUUCUUUUUUUAUGUUUAGAAUGCUGAAAUGUUUUUGAAGCAAAAUAAAACAGUAUUACAUUUUUAAGACUUUUCUUGAAAA